Messenger RNA from Anisakis simplex (herring worm), 2232 nucleotides. NCBI's taxonomy places the organism in Eukaryota, Metazoa, Nematoda, Chromadorea, Rhabditida, Anisakidae. The record is from the annotation of a GenBank genome assembly.
AUGGACGAGGAAUUGUUGCAACUUUCUCGGUGUAUUAUUUGUGAAAUUACGGUUGGACAAAAUGAGCAGCCGUAUGUACGAUGCACUGAAUGCAGUAGUCGAGAUAACGAAGUGAACUUAUGUGCUUCGUGUUUUCUGAUGGGUGCAGAAUGUGGUGCGCACAAGCGUGGCCAUAAUUAUCAAGUGGAGGACCCGUGUGGACCACCGGUGUUCAAUGCAAAGGCUGGAAUUGAACGACCAUGGGGUUGGAAGCAAGAUAUGAAACUAAUUCAUACAGCUCAUAAAUACCGUCUAGGAAAUUGGGACGAAAUUGCGAAGUGUAUGAAAACAAAUCGAACAGCCGAAGAAGUGAAAAAUCAUUUUGAUCGUUAUUUCGUUCGUGGUGCAGUUGGUCAAUACGCGUCAACCAUUGUUUCAAGGCCAUUUAUUGACGAUAUGACCGUUGAUGAAUGUUUUGGUCGAGAACGAGAUCCUAUCUUUGUUGGUGAUGAUACCACUAAUCAACUUGGUGCAGCCACCUACAACUCAUCGAAAUGGCAGUAUAUAAGAGAAUUUGUGAGUGAAAAUAAUGUGUUGAUCGAUUUGGAUGAACCAAAUUGGAUGGACACAAUAAGUGAUAAAGUGAAGAGGUAUAAAGAGAGGAAGUUGCAAAGUUCACUUAAUCUGUUGAAUUCAUCAUCCACAUCAUCAUCAUGUUCUCGAGCGCUCUUUAUCGAUACAACGCCAAUCAACUCGAGCAGUCAUCACUUCAUCGAUGCAGUCAUCAUGCCUAAGCCGUCUAUCACUCCAUAUCCACCUACACCUCCACUCUCACCAAUACGCAUUACCAUUCAUUCGGUGGAUGCAAGUUCCGAUGAAAGCAGUGAAUUGGGUAUGGCUAACCAUCAUUCAGAGAGCGCUGCUAGUCAAAAUCAACAGCUCAACUGUUCGGCAAUAAGCAAUGGCGGUAACAAGCAUGCGCGUACCCGACGUUGUUUUUCAUCACAACACCCGUCAUCUGCUGCAGAUACUUCCUAUGCAACUUCUUCAACUUCACGUCCUCUCUCAAAUAUCGGUCUGCAAAGUUCUGGUGAUGAAACAGAUCAUUCAACACCGCGAAAUGAAACUACAAAACGGCGUGUAUCAUUACCUGGCCCGAGUCGUACAAAAAGAAGAGUAUCGUCAUCAUCUUUAUCGAAGAAGGAACAUCGCGGUUCGAAGCAGCAGCAUCAACAAAUUAAACAUUUGAAUGGAACAAGUUCAUCGUCAACACUAACAAUAGCAACCACGCCAACAACGUCAUCGUCGAUUAGCAAUAAAGUAUCUGCAAUGAAUGGAUCUGUAUGUGCUAAGAGUAUUCGAAUCAGUGAACGUGAUCAAGAACGUCUAUUAGCCACAUAUACCGAAGCAUAUUUACGUAUGUUGCAUGCGGCUGAAAUGCAACAACAAUCGUCACGAGCACAAAAAAUGUCAAGAUUGCGCGAAGAUGAUUUGCAGUUGUUAGCAUAUAUGCCGAAACGAGACGACUUCGAAUAUGAAUACAACAAUGAAUUUGAGCGACUCAUAAGUCGACUUCAGCUUAGUCCAACGGCUGAAGAGGACGAAAAUGAGCAAUUUGCUGAUGAUGUGAAAAUCAGCAAGGUGCUUUACUACAAUCGGCAAAUGAUGCAAAGACGUCAACGCAAGAAUAUGCUCCGAGAAUUUGAUCUAAUCAACGAAUUCUUCGAUAAGAUUAAGGUUGUUGUAGCGGUUAUCGUUUUGCAUUCAUUCUUUUUGCUCCUUAACAACGCCACUGCGACUCGCAAAAAUCCAUCGACUACACCAGGCGGCAUUUCUUCGUGUUCGGCUCAAGUUCGGCUUGCAUCGUCCCAAAUGAAGAGAACACCCACAGCUCGAAAUGAGGAGUCUUCAGCGAAUCAACAUCAUUAUCGUGAUGAACAGAAGAAUGUCUUAAUCAAUAAAGUCCGUCAAGUGGUUAAUAAGGAAGAAUUUAAACAACUGAACGACGUUAUUAGAAAGCUGGAAUCGUCAUCGAAGCGAAUCGAACAGUUGAAAGAUUUGAAAGCUCGGGGAGUGAAAGUGUUGAAACCUGGUCAGAAAAUCGACUCUGAUCAUCAUACACGUAGACGUAAACGACGAGGUGACAAGUAUAAGUCAUCACAACGCAAGGCAGCACUUCGCUGGAAUCGAUUCAAACGAUGGAAUAAGCGACAGCAACUUCAAUCCGAGGCUGCAACUGAAUCUGAUACUUGA